AUGGACGAGAGCAUUCAGCAAUUCGCCGCCAUCACAGGCGCAUCGGCCGACCGCGCUCGCUUCUUCCUCGAGGCGGCAGGAGGUGAUCUGCAGACCGCCAUGUCCAGCUUCUACGAAUCCGAACAAGGCGGCGCUGACGACGAGGGCCAGGCGCCUUCCUCGGCUGCGGACACCUACACAGGACCACGUACGCUUUCUGGUCAGCCAGCUCCGUCUGCCUUUGGAUCGAGUGCAGCAGCGAGCCAGCCGUCGCAACCUGCGGCCAGCAGCAGCAGUCGUGGCGGUGGUCGCGGUGGUAUCUCCACCUUGCGUGACCUUCAAUCGUCCAACGAUGCUCCUUCCAGUCGAAGGGGUGACGACGACAGCGAGGGCGAGGGCGAUGACGACGACGACGAGAUGAACUACUUUGCCGGUGGCGAGAAGAGUGCGCUCAGCGUCGAGAACCCCGAAGCGCGUCGUCGCAGGGGCCAGCCGGGCGGAGACCUGGUGCAAGAGAUCCUCCGUCGUGCGGCAGAGGAGUCCAGACGCAACCCCGACGAGCUCGCCGCUGGAAGCUCUGGCCAAUCCGCUGCUUCCAGCUCGCUCGCCUUCGCCGGACGCGGCAGAACCAUCAACGACUCGGGCGAGGCCGCCGGAUCGUCGUCGUCAGCCACUCCUUCGAUGCCCGGUGGUCUCUCGAACCAGGCGCAAGACAACGACGAGGACGAGGGUGAAGUGGUGAUCCGCCACCUGACGUUCUGGGAAGACGGCUUCUCGAUCGAGGAUGGCGAGCUGAUGCGGUACGACGAUCCUGCGCAUGCAGAGACGCUGGCCGCGAUCAAUGCAGGCCAUGCGCCGCUGAGUCUGCUCAACGUUCGCUUCGGUCAGCGGGUCAACGUGCACGUGCAGCGACGCACGGAUGAAAAGUACAAGCCGCCACCCAUGAAGCCUUUCGCGGGCUCGGGCAACCGGCUUGGGUCGCCCGCUCCGGCGUCGUUCGGCGCGAGCCAGUCGCGAACGCAGCCCGCCGCGUCUUCGUCGACAUCGUCCUCGGCAGGCGCUGGCGACUUCAAGGUGGACGCGGACAAGCCGACGACGCAGCUGCAGAUCCGUCUGGGUGACGGACAGAGGAUGACGGCGCGCUUCAACACCCACCACACCGUCGCCGACGUUCGAGGCUACAUCAAUGCAGCGAACCCGGGCAUGUCGACGCGCAACUACGUGCUCAGCUCUUCGUUCCCGCCCAAAACGCUGACGGACGAGUCGCAGACACUCGAGACUGCAGGUCUGCUGAAUGCGGUCGUCAUUCAGAAGUUCCAGUAG
Moesziomyces aphidis is the source of this 1302-nucleotide messenger RNA. Lineage: Eukaryota; Fungi; Basidiomycota; Ustilaginomycetes; Ustilaginales; Ustilaginaceae. The record is from the annotation of a GenBank genome assembly.